Molecule: messenger RNA, 2731 nt
Organism: Dama dama (fallow deer)
Lineage: Eukaryota; Metazoa; Chordata; Mammalia; Artiodactyla; Cervidae
Gene: COL9A3
Product: collagen type IX alpha 3 chain
Exons: 33
Coding region: 137-2191 (684 amino acids)
Source: RefSeq, a predicted model, not a curated record
CCCAGGGAGGAGAAUGUGACUUGGUCAGCCCCUUGACAGGACCACGACUGCCCCUUCUUCAAAGGAGCCUUCAGCCUGGGGCUCUCCCUCCACACCCUGGUCCAGGACCAACUCCUCUCAGAGUGCGAGUGCAGCCAUGGCCGGAGCCCCCACCCUGGCCCUGCUGCUGCUGGGGCAGCUGCUGGCCGCCACUGUAACCUUGACCGAGGCACAGAAAGUAGGACCUCGAGGCCCGCCCGGUCCCCAAGGGCCACCUGGGAAGCCAGGCAAGGAUGGCAUUGAUGGAGAAGUUGGUCCUCCUGGUCUGCCUGGGCCCGCGGGACCGAAAGGGGCCUCAGGGAAGCCGGGGAAACCGGGAGAGGCCGGGCUGCCUGGACUGCCUGGAGUGGAUGGUCUGAACGGGCAGGAUGGACCUCCUGGACCCAAGGGCGCUCCCGGAGAACGGGGAAGUCUGGGACCCCCAGGGCCACCUGGGCUGGGGGGCAAAGGCCUCCCUGGACCCCCUGGAGAGGCAGGGGUGAGCGGCCUACCAGGUGGAAUUGGCCUCCGGGGCCCCCCGGGACCCUCAGGACUCCCAGGCCUCCCUGGCCCCCCGGGACCUCCUGGCCCCCCUGGUCACCCAGGGGUCCUUCCCGAAGGUGCUACUGAUCUUCAGUGCCCAGCCAUUUGCCCACCAGGCCCCCCAGGGCCCCCAGGAAUGCCAGGGUUCAAGGGACCCACCGGCUACAAAGGGGAGCCCGGAGAAGUCGGCAAGGAUGGCGAAAAGGGUGACCCCGGCCCCCCUGGACCCCCUGGUAUCCCGGGCACCGUGGGGUUGCAGGGUCCACGGGGCCUACGAGGACUUCCAGGGCCACUCGGACCCCCCGGGGACCGGGGUCCCAUCGGGUUCCGAGGGCCCCCCGGGAUCCCAGGAGCCCCUGGGAAAGCGGGCGACAGAGGAGAGAGGGGCCCAGAGGGGUUCCGCGGCCCCAAGGGCGACCUUGGCAGGCCUGGUCCUAAAGGCGUCCCCGGCAUGUCUGGGCCUGGUGGAGAGCCGGGCAUGCCAGGCAAGGAUGGCAGGGAUGGCGUGCCAGGACUCGAUGGCGAAAAGGGAGAAGCUGGUCGCCAUGGCGCCCCUGGAGAGAAGGGGCCCAACGGGCUGCCGGGUCUCCCCGGACGAGCAGGGUCCAAGGGUGAGAAAGGAGAACUGGGUAGACCUGGAGAGCUGGGCGAGGCCGGCCCCUCGGGAGAGCCUGGUGUCCCUGGAGAUGUUGGCAUGCCCGGUGAGCGUGGAGAGGCUGGACACAGGGGCUCAGCGGGGGCUCUGGGCCCACAAGGCCCCCCUGGGGCCCCUGGCGUCCGUGGCUUCCAGGGCCGGAAGGGCAGCAUAGGAGACCCCGGCCUGCCGGGCCCCCAAGGCCUCCGAGGUGGCGUUGGCGACCGGGGCCCGGGAGGAGCUGCCGGCCCCAAGGGUGACCAGGGCAUUGCGGGUGCUGACGGCCUUCCUGGGGAUAAAGGAGAACUGGGUCCCAGCGGCCCUGUUGGCCCCAAAGGAGAGUCUGGCAGUCGCGGGGAGCUGGGCCCUAAGGGCAUCCAGGGCCCCAAUGGCACCAGCGGCGUAGAUGGUGUCCCUGGCCCCCCCGGCCCCGUGGGCCUCCAGGGCGUGCGAGGCGUGCCCGGCAUCACUGGAAAACCUGGGGUCCCGGGGAAAGAAGCCAGCGAGCAACACAUCAGGGAGCUGUGUGGGGGGCUGGUCAGCGAGCAAAUCGCGCAGCUAGCCGCGCACCUGAGGAAGCCCCUAGCACCGGGCUCCAUCGGGCGACCAGGUCCUGCUGGUCCCCCAGGCCCCCCGGGCCCCCCAGGCUCCAUUGGUCACCCCGGGGCUCGAGGGCCCCCUGGAUACCGAGGUCCCACAGGAGAGCUUGGAGACCCUGGACCCAGAGGAAACCAGGGUGACAGAGGAGACAAAGGCUCGGCUGGCGAGGGCCUGGAUGGGCCUGACGGAGACCAAGGGCUGCAAGGACCGCAAGGUGUACCCGGCGUCGGCAAAGACGGCCGAGAUGGGGCUCAUGGCGAGCCUGGGCUCCCCGGCGACCCUGGCCUUCCUGGUGCCGUCGGCGCUCAGGGGCCUCCUGGCAUCUGCGAUACCUCCGCCUGCCAAGGAGCCGUGAUGGCAGCUGUUGGGGAGAAGUCAGGUCCCCGGAGCUCCUAAAACACAACUUCUGGAAAAGUGAGAAAGCGGUGCUGACUGAGCAGCGGGCUCUGGAAGGAUCGCGGGGACCAGUGGCGUCCUGGUAUCAAUGGGGAAUGCCGCCCAGCAAGCCAUCCAGCAAGGCUACCCCUCCUCGUCCUCAGCAGCGACAACUGGACACUUGGUCCCCGAGAGCGUGCUUCAGUGAGCUGCUGUCAGAAGUGUUCCGUCUCCACGUGAAUUUACAACGGUCCCUUCGGCUGUAACGUCAUACCUCAGAUACAGGCCAACAUUUCAGAGGGAUUGAGGGUAUACACACAGAAGGUUCCGUACAACUCCACGAGAGAAAGAACAGUCAGCAACUUGUUUACAUGGCAUUUGUGUAAAGACUAAGAUAUCACUUCAAUAAAAUGACACAUGAAAUCGUCAGAUUAAUGACUGGCCAUUACAAAAAAAAAAAUAAAGAAUUUAAUGUACGGUAUCCCUUCCAUACAAAGGUCUUGUCUGAUUUACCUGCUUCUUUUGUGCACAAACUUUUAACUAUCUCCGUUGACAGUAUUU